GCUAGCUGACACUGUCCCCCUGUGGCAAUGACCAAGUUAUUUCAGAACUCCCUGCUGCAGCAAAAAACACGCUAUCAGCUUUUGGCCACGGUUAUUGUAAACAUCAUAACCUUUGGCCAUGGCAUUGGUGUGGGAUGGCUCUCUCCCACGCUGACCAAAAUUCAAAGACCCGACUCACCGCUGGAAUUCACAGUUAAUCUCGCUGAAAUAUCCUGGCUGGGAUCGAUGUUGGGCUUGGGAAGCUUGUGCGGCAACCUGACCAUCGCGUUGUUAAUUGAGCGAGCUGGCAGGAAGUUCUGUCUGUAUCUGAUAGCAGUACCGUAUGCGUGCCUCUGGGUGUUGAUUUACUGCGCAUCGAACGUUUAUUUCCUGUAUGCAGCCCGAUUUUUAUGCGGAUUUACCGGAGGAGCGGGAUAUGUGGUCGUGCCAAUUUUUAUCAGCGAAGUUGCCGACAGCGGCAUUCGAGGCGCUCUCACUUCCAUGGUGAUGUUAUCCGUCGAUUUGGGAAUACUGGCUGGCUAUAUACUCAGCACCUAUCUGGCCUAUCACAUAGUGCCCUUCUUGGGCAUUAUCUUUCCCGUGUCCUAUUUUAUUGCCAAUCUUCUGCUGCCGGAAACAGCGCCGUAUCUGUUAAAGAGAAGCCAACUAAAUGCAGCUGAGAAUUCGUAUAGAUAUUACAGAAAUCAGCGGGAUGCGAGGUCCGAACAAUCAUCUAAGCAAGAUUUCGAGGAGCUUCGUACCGCAGUCCUGGCUCAGCAGAUGAAGAACUCUUCACCACUGAGUUACAAGGAUCUAAUUACCAAACCCGCCCUGAAAGGCUUUGCAGCCUCGUGUGUCCUCAACUUGGGAUACCAGUUCAGUGGGGUUUUCAGCUUCAUCAACUACAUGUCGGAUAUAUUCAAGGCAUCAGGUUCCAUAGUUGAUGUCAACACUGCCACAAUCAUCAUUGGAAUAGUGCAAAUCGUGGGAGUUUAUACCUCGACCAUAUUUGUGGACAUCGUGGGUCGACGUCUGCUGAUGUUGCUCUCAACUCUUGGUGUGGGAAUCGGAUGUAUUGCCUUUGGCUGCUUCACGUACUUUGCCCAGUUUCUCAAUCUCAGCGACUACAACUGGCUGCCCUUGGUGUUGAUGAUAUUCAUCUGCUAUGUGGCCAACAUUGGACUGAUCGGAAUCUUCUUCCUGGUGCUGGUGGAGCUCUUUCCAGUGAAGAUUCGUUCCCUGGCCACUUCUAUUUCUGUGAUAUUCUUAAGUCUUCUGGUCUUUGGAACUUUGAAGUUGUUCCCGCUCAUGUUGCACUACUGGGGAAUUUCCCUAACCAUGUGGUUUUCCGCCGGUUCAGCCCUGCUCACCUUCCUUUACUUUUGGCUGUUUUUGCAGGAAACCAAAGGGAAGUCAAUGAUUGAGGAUUAAGAAAAAUAGUCAAGGGGACUGCUGAAAAAAUGUAUAAAACAAAAUAAAUAAAUAAAUAUGUAUUUAGAAAUAAUGUAUAUUCGACAUUGAAUAAAAUAAAAAGGUUUCCAAAAGAGAAUGUCCUGAAAUUGAAA
Drosophila kikkawai is the source of this 1544-nucleotide messenger RNA. Its product is annotated as facilitated trehalose transporter Tret1. Gene Ontology annotation, biological process: transmembrane transport; carbohydrate transport. Lineage: Eukaryota; Metazoa; Arthropoda; Insecta; Diptera; Drosophilidae. Gene Ontology annotation, molecular function: sugar transmembrane transporter activity. The record is from RefSeq and is a predicted model, not a curated record. Gene Ontology annotation, cellular component: membrane.